Rhodofomes roseus is the source of this 1948-nucleotide messenger RNA. RefSeq names its product Nop domain-containing protein. Gene Ontology annotation, biological process: spliceosomal tri-snRNP complex assembly; mRNA splicing, via spliceosome. Lineage: Eukaryota; Fungi; Basidiomycota; Agaricomycetes; Polyporales; Fomitopsidaceae. The record is from RefSeq and is a predicted model, not a curated record. Gene Ontology annotation, cellular component: U4 snRNP; precatalytic spliceosome; U4/U6 x U5 tri-snRNP complex. Bases 158 to 1771 code for a protein of 537 amino acids. The transcript is spliced from 10 exons.
CGUGCCAACCAAGAUCCGGAUCGAUUCAUGCAUGCCCCUACUCUAGGGUUCCCGGAUUAGCAACAGGGCAAGCGCUCGUCUUCGUCGAGCGCGACUCUUGCAUCUCAACUCAUCUCACCUACAAGCCUCUUCGUCCCGUCUUGCUUCAUCUCUCAUCAUGAGUACGCUAGCGGACGAGCUACUUGCCGACCUCGAGGGACUCUCAGAGGGAGAGGAAGAUAACGGACAAGUUGAUACAAACGAGCAGACGGAAGUGGCAGGACCCUCAACCUCGAAUGGCCUUAAGCGCAAAGCAUCCUCAGACGAUGAGAUGGACGAGGGCGAGGCGGAGGAAGACGGGGAGUCAAAUGAUAAGGAUGUUGGAUCGCUCGUUCUGGAGGGCGGAGUGAACCCUGCGGAGGAGCUGGACGCUGAAGAGGUGCAGCGGAUGGAAUUGAGAAAUGUCGAGGACGUGCGCAGCGUUGCGAAGCUGGAUGGCAGUAAGCGAAUGAACGAUAUCCUCAAGGAAAUCGAGAAAUUCGAAGCGAAUCCCAGCACUCCCGAACAAAUGGCUCAACCGACACAUUCAAAUCCCGAAUACAACUUGAUUGUGGCCGCCAACAACCUCUCAGUCGAUGUUGAUAAUGAGAUCAUGGUGGUUCACAAGUUCAUUCGGGAUCACUAUGCUCCCAAGUUCCCCGAACUCGAGCAACUUGUUGCGGACCCUGCCAUGUACAUCCGCUCCGUUCGCGCGUUGGGUAACUCAGAGGACCCUACGAAAGUCGACCUCAAUGGCAUCCUCCCUCCCGCGAUCAUCAUGAGUGUAUUGGUAACGGCAACGACCACGUCUGGGCAGCCACUCUCGGAAGCGGAGUGGCAGACUGUCCAACGAGCUUGCGACCUCGCAGAUAUACUGGAGGAGGCGCGCAAAAAGAUCUUCAUGUACGUCAGCUCACGAAUGAAUAUCCUGGCACCAAACCUAUCAGCUAUUGUCGGUACCACCACAGCUGCGAAACUCCUUGGAGUUGCUGGUGGCCUCAAUGGCUUAGCUAAGAUGCCUGCGUGUAAUGUCUAUUUACUCGGAGCACAAAGGAAGAUUACCGCAGGGUUCUCGUCCGCCACUCAGCGUCGUCAUACAGGCUUCGUGUUCCAGUCCGAGCUCAUACAACAAACGCCGCCAGAGUACCGGAUGAAGGUACAAAGAACGGUUGGUGCCAAAUGUUGUCUGGCGGCGCGUAUGGACCUGGAGCGGCACCGGAGAGAUGGUUCGUACGGAGAGGAGCUUCACGAUAAGAUAGAGAAGCACAUCGACCGACUCGCUGCACCCCCUCCGUCGAAGAUCGUCAAAGCAUUGCCUAUUCCCAACGACGGGCCGAAGAAGCGUCGUGGAGGCAAACGGGCACGCAAGGCGAAGGAGGCGUAUGCGCAGACCGAGCUCCGCAAGAUGCAGAACCGCAUGACCUUCGGAGAGCCGGAGGAGGAGGCUGGCGCGUUCGACCAGACAAAGGGCCUGGGUAUGAUUGGCUCGGGCAAGGUCAGGGCAGGCGUGGGCGAGGCGAAGAGUCGAGCGAAAUUGUCGAAGGCGAACAAGCUCCGGACAGCUGCGCUCACGAGAGCAGCUCAAUCCAAUUCACAGUCAUCUGGCACUGCCACUUCUCUGACUGUUACCCCCGUACAAGGAUUUGAGCUCACGAACCGAGCGGCGGCCUCGCAACGCGUCAAGGAGGCCAACGAGAGAUGGUUUGCUGGAGGCACAUUUUCAUUUGUUGGUCAGAAGGGUGCCUCGAAGUAGGCUCAGUGUGCAGUCUCGUGGCUCACGCGUACUAUAUGUUCACUCCAAUGCACUACGAUUGCACAAUACGCUAGGAUCCUAAUGAGCGACUAAUCAUACACGCGCGAUACAUAAGUCGAAAGCAAGCGGAAAGUACUACGGGUCGUGGCGGAUGGUGAGGAUCGUGACAGCUUAUGC